Molecule: messenger RNA, 516 nt
Organism: Physella acuta
Lineage: Eukaryota; Metazoa; Mollusca; Gastropoda; Physidae
Product: myb-like protein X
Source: RefSeq, a predicted model, not a curated record
AUGGCGGAGAAGCUAAACAUUAAGAUGGAAGACAGGUUGGCGUUUGUAAAACAACAGCAAAAAGUAGAAAAAGAAGAAGAGAAGGCUAAAACAGAAGAACACAAGGCUAGAGAAGAAAAAGAGAAAGCUGAUAAAAAGGAAGCAAAUGACAAGGAAAUGGCUAGAAGGUUAGAAGAUAGAAAUUUGGAAAAAGAAGCAGAUGAAAGGAAGAGGGUAACAGAAAAAGGAGCAGAUGAAAGGAAGAAAGAUAAAAAUGACAAAGAUUUAAAAGCGCAAACUGAGAAAAUACGGCUUCAGAGAGAAGCAUUUGAAGCAACGCUUAAACUAGAAAUAGAGCUAGAUGGAUCAAGAGCUUUAACAGACACAAAUGAACCAAAAUCAGAAAGUGAACAGGCAGAACUUAAAGCUGAACUUAGAGAAGAAAAUAUGGGCGACCUUAAGAAUAAAGAAGAGGGUAUCAUAAUCCAAGUAGAAUUGAAACCCAAGGAUAAAAUAAUGAGUGAACUUUCAAGGUGA